CUUUCAUGUGAAAAGCUGUGGAGCUGAUGGGAGUUGAAUUUUUACAGCUUGGCCCGAAUAAACUAGCCAAACUACCUUUGCAAAUGCGAUCGUACCACGCUCAAGCUCUUCGUGGGUUUGAUUUGAACCGCCAGCGCAGUGGUUAUGGUGGGUUAUUCAGUUACCUGGCUUUCGUUUGCAUGAAUGGUCGUGCGUGUUCCUUGAAAGAGGAGUUAAAAAUGCUACAACCACGUAUAACACGGAUGGUCAAAUACUUCGAGGAUAACUUCAACACAUUGAAACCUGACUGCAGCACCAAUAUGUACGCGAAGCAACCUGAUUCCAUUUCUCAGAAAUUUCACAUAUUAUCAAAAGAUAAAAUACUGAGCCUAACUUUGUUAGCCACGUUUUUCUUGUCUAUAGUACAAUUUGGAGCUGCCCAAACUGUUGAUGAACCUUACGUAGUGAAUCCAACACCAACAUUGCCGGUAGUGGGCGCUGAUGAUGUUACUACUGUGCUCUUUGUGAAUAAUGGGGCUGGGAGAGUGGGGGAUAGUCAUGGACGGUUCUUAACAGUGCGUCCAGAGGUUGGACUGUUGACUUCAACAGCGCGAACAUUUAUUCAGGAUGGAAUUACAACCGAAUUCGCCACCCAGGUUGUGGGUACUACAUUAAAUAACGGUCGCAUCUAUGCCCAGUACCUAAAAAAAAGUUCAAGGGUUGUCUAUGAGAACGACCGUGUCGUUCCUUCUGUUGUUACAAGUUGGGUGGGUGGUGGUGGUGAUUAUUUAAAAACCCGUUCGUUUCUACAGAAUCACAACGAUCUAUUUAAUGCUGAUGCCCCAGACUGGCAGGACAUUGACGAUAAUAUAGGAGUUCAUCGAGGUGAAUUUGUAGGAAACACAGACUUUGUGAACUUACAAAAUGCAAGAGGCACAGUUUUGCAAACAAUGGAAGCGGAGUCAUAUCUGGACAAUAUAUCUUCCUCUUCUCUGCAAUUAAUACAAAUAUCUAGCAAUACAGCAAUAUUACAAUCUGACUUAAAAGCUGAGGGCAGAGCGAAGAACUUUUCUGCCGAGAAUGUUUUGUCUGGUGGAUAUUUGCCAACCAUCACAGUUAAAAAUUAUUUUCAACAUAGUGUUUUCCAGCCAAUCGCAGGAGUCAAAAUAACUGAUAGAGAUUCAUCUGAGUCUUCUGCAGCCAAUAUGGAUGAUGGGCGGUUUCCGAAAGCUUACUAUCAACAGCAACAACAAAGUGGAGCAAAGAUAGAAAAUUCUCUUUCGAAAGCAACAGCUCUGCCAGCGACCAAACGAAUGUUGGCAACAGUAACCUACUACGGCUUUGCGGAUUUCACAACGAUAGUUGGUGAUAGCGUGAUUGUUUUUUCACCGAGCACUAUUCAAAGCAGUCAAAACUAUGGCCACGUUACGUCUAUUAAAGGAAAGCCUACUUUAAGAACCGAGUCUUCAAAUGUUUCCGAUGCAAUGAUUUCCGAACAAAUGCCGAUUUUAUCCACUGCUAUAAAUCAAUGGAACUUUGGAUUAGACACGACAAGAAUCCGAUCAGAUUCAUCAAAUAUAGUUGAUGAGACUAACAAUUCAAAUCAGUUUUCGACUCCAGAAAUAAAGAUAGCACCAAAUCUGAAUUAUGAUACCAAUUUUACUUCCGUACAGGCUUUGUCAAGUCAAUCUACAACAACAGAAAUAAUUCAUAUGAAUACUGGCGAUCUAUUAGAAUCUAUAGCUGACCAUAAAAACACAGUACAGAGCACGGCCAUAGUAAAGAGCGAUGAUACCCUUUUAGAUGAAUCAAGCCCUCAAGUACAUGGAGGAGCAACAACCGUUUUUAUUGAUGACGAUCCUUUUGCCAACUUUGUAGUUCCUACGGGCGUGUCACAUCCAGCUCAGUCAUCAACAGAUCAAAUUGAUCACGAAACAAUUACUGAAAACUCUGAAGACGCAGACGAAACAACUGUAUCAAUUGAAGAAGACCAAGAAAAUACUCCAAAAACCGAGGCAGCGACUGAAAACUUGACCGAAGAUUUGUACGAUAAUCCCCUUACUGAGCCGUUACCACCCUUGCCAACAAAUGAUAAUAACAACACCAUCUCAGAAACAUGUGAUCACACAACAUCUCAAGUGUUCCUAACACAAUUGACAAAGUCAUUGGGAUAUCUAAAUACUGGGAAAGAAGAUCCGUCAAGUGCAUCAAGCGAUGAAAACCCACUCUCCGCAUACGAUAUUGUCCAGACUACCAAAUACUAUUGCAUACAGGCCACACAGGUACAGCAGCUGGAAAAGCCCGAAAUAGAAUUUUUGAGCGUAGUUAGUGAAGAUGCAGCCACAGAAUUAAUAUCUACAGAGUUAUCAAACAAGAUAGAGGAAUCCACAGUCCAUGAAACGGUGGACUUCGAUGUAACGACUGAUAAUGAAUAUGACAGUGAAGAUGAUGAUUACGAUACUGAUAAUGGUUCUAAUGAGGUUGAUUUAAUUUAUAAGACUCUGUACACAACCUAUACAUACCUGACGACUUUCUUUCAAGGCACUUCUACUACUGUAUCAAGCCAUACGGAGAUUGUCACCAAUCUUAUUUCCUCUACAGCUGGUACAGAAGUAGAUACCAUAACAAAACCAACAGAUACUAUCGCUACGUUUGGAGGGUUUGGAUUGGAUACUGCAAGUAUGUCUCAACAAACGGAAAGUAAAGCUUCAGCUUUGGCUUCCAAGUAUACAAUUCCGCAAGAGAUUGUAAGCUUAUUACAGACAGAAAGGGAAGAAAAAAGCGUAGUUGAUGAAAGUAAGAAUAAACAACAAACUGAAUAUCUUAAUGACUCUAAGUAUACAAACACAUUAUUCACUACCUACACUUAUUAUACAUCGAUAUUCGCCGAUAAUGACACUGAUAUAAUGUCUCGAACUGAGGUCGUGACAAAUUAUAUAACCAAAAAUUCGUUAAAUAAUUACCUUACAGAUACUCCAACUUACUUAGAUACAAAAAACGCUGCCCAAAACUUGCAAGCGUCAAGUCAGGUUAAAUUUAAACCAGCAGAAGAUCGAGUCGAAAAGGAAGAACAUGUGACCUUAGUCAUGGAUGUGCGGUCAAUUAGCGUUAAUGGAAACCAGCAAGUCAUUUUAAACCAAAAAGAUCCGGUGGACGACCAAGUGAGUUCGGAAAGUAACACCGAUGAGAUAAUACCAUCAGCUACUCUGCUUCUUCAAACAAGCUUUACGACGUUUACCUUCUACACAACUAUGUAUGUCGGUGAUGUAAUAAACGUUAUCAGUCGCCUUGAAACAGUUACUAACGUUGCAACUGAAACGCUAAAACCUACAAAAAUGUUUGGCGCAGAGGAAGCAACCUUCCCUGUUACCUAUUUUACGACAUUUACCUACUGGACUAAGCUAGCUAAAGAUGGUGAGAUUACUACACUAAGCAGAGAAGAAACAUUAUCAAAUGUAAUUGAACCGACAAAUCUUGCGUCGAUUCCUGAGGACGAAACAUUACGGACGGCAGCUAAUUCUUAUAGCUCCCUAGAUCCGAGCGACGAUGGUAACCAGCAUCUUCGCAUAACGGAUACAGAUACGGAAAGUAUUGUCACUUCCGGGAUGACUAAUACGAGCUUACGAUCUGACUUAACCACUUAUUACACCACAUAUACGUACUAUACCACAUCAUAUGAAGUUAAUGAGACAAUUACAAAAUCACGUUUUGAAACAGUGACUAACGUGGUGACACCGACGGAUGUUACAACAUCGACGGCAGAAACAAUAUUGAAAACACCAGCGAUAGCCCAGCCAAGCGAACUCUUGACAACAAGUCUAAAUAAUAUAAUAAACAGUACAUCUGCAUUGGUUUUGUUUGACUAUAAACAUAUUGUUGAUGCGGACGAAGUAAGUACAUUGUAUUUUACAACUGAAGUGGCAUCAGCGAUUGACAGCGAGGGAAUUGAAAUAGAAAUAACAAGUAGUACAUCAAGCUUGCACGUUGAUGAAAUGAAAAAGUCUAGUUUAGCUAUAAUGAUAUUAAACGAUGAUAGCUUAUCUAGCUCUAAGCCGUUCAAGACUGGUCUGGUACGGCUUAUUGAAGGUACACGAAUCGGAAACGGUACAACUACUUUAUACCAGUCUAAGGUCAUUGGAACUGUAAUAGACAAUCGAUACGCGCAGAUUAUUGAAAGUACGUCUAGCUUUCUCUUUGAGAAAAAAACUGAAGAUGCAGCGCUGUUGCCAACGUCUGUCAUAGUAUCGGCUAUGCCAUCACAAACAGGAAAUUUGCAUGUCAACGCGGAUUCUAAUAUCGAGCAAGAAGACGAACCAACUACAACAGGAGAUAUCGAUGAUGAAAAUCGCUCGAAAGCUUUGGACCCAUCUCAAACAUCAAAGCGCACAUUUGCCCCCGUGAUAAGACCAUUUGCUUCACGAAAUAGGCCUAAUUUCGCUCCAAAACAAAAAACAUUAAGUCCAAGUAGUGCUACUAUUAUAACAAGGUCAGAUAUAACACCAACCAUUACGGCAACUCCUGCCCUAAAAACAUCCGGCAGAUAUAGCUCAUCAAGACGAGGCGUUAUUUCAAACGCACCAAUAAAUCAAAAUGAAUUGGGAUUCCCACAGUCGUCCCGACGCACUUUUGGCCGGCCGAUAAAGUCAUCGAGUAGCUCUGUACUAAACGAACUGGGCGUCAGCCCCCAGUCAAAUGCUGCAUUCGUACCCCCCAGAAAUCGAUUUGCAUCUUCUCCACGUCCGACACAAACUGUAACUAGCAGAAAACAAAAUAUAAAUGCUUCGUAUCGUCCAUCUAACAGCCCAGGUUUUCGUGCUUCCGGAAUAUUGGUUGGAAAUUCAAAAUUUCGCGUUAAGCCAACUGUCUCUGGAUCAUCAGCGAAUGAGCGGACGACAACAAAAACAGUAUCAAAAGAAUUUAGUUCAGAUAGCAGUGUUGAAGAUGACAACUCCACUGACGAAUUGGUACAGAUUAGUGACGAAGAAGAAAGCACAAGACGCAAUCAGAACCCAUUGUUGCGACUCCGACGACCGAUUAAUAGGCCAAGCGGGUUUGCACCUGUGCCACGUUCGAGUGUCAACAGCUCUGCUGUCAUUUCACUUAGAAGAAACCCAUUGUCAGCCCGAGCAAAGACAACAUCUACUACCACUACCACCACAACGACUGCUAAGCCCCGAACUCGCAGUUUUCAGAGGCCAACAAUUUCUAGCCUUCAGGCACGUUCCAGGCCACAAAAUAGUCUCUUUCCGCCCCGUGGGCUUUUCCAGACGCAGCAAAGAGAUGAAAAUCAGAAAGAAAUAAAGAAAAACGAAAAUGAAUCCGAAAAUAUUUCCGAAUAUGAUGAUGACGAUGAUGCCGAUGAUGAUGGGGAAGAUGACGUAUUAGACGAAGUAAAUCGUAGCAGACGGUCGAAUUCUAAAUCGCAAAAAGGUAAAAGUCUUUCCCGGGUGCGACGGCAAGCAGAUGCUUUUAAUAGGAGCCGAUUUAGAUUUCGGCGACCAAACUUAUCAACGAUGUCUCCACUGGAAGACCCAAGCAUUUCAAAUACUGACGAUUUAAAUGAAACCACAGCGAGUUCUCGCGUUAAAACCAAUUCUCGAUUCGGGUCUAGGUUUCCUUCACCACGUGGCCAACAGGCACAUAGUCAGAAAUCACAGCCAAGUUCCAGCGCUGUGGCAAAUCAUCGAACUAUUCGUCCAACAAGGCCAACUACGCCGCGAACCCAGUUUACCCUAAGAGAGAAAGAUGCAACUUUAAAUGGCGCUAAACGUUCAGGCACACCAUCAAAUUUUCGACGUCAACCAUCAACCGGAAGUCCUUCUAUAAGACGCACUAUAGGUACUGGAACUGGCACCAGUCGUAGACUAAAGAGCUACAGUGGUCCUAAUGUAAACAAUAAUGCUGACAACGGGCGGUUAGUAGGUACGUCUCGAUCCAGAAAUGGAAACUCAAAUGGUUUAAAUAGAGGAAGAGGGUCUGUGCGUGGUCGAAAUAGAAAUGAAUAUGUUCCAGAUUUGCAGAUAAUAGAAAUGGGUAGUCAAACUAUCACGGUUACUCAUCUUAUACCAGCCGAGGUCACGGUGCCUGUUAUAAAUGGCCAAAUAACAGAAUAUAAGAAUAUAGUGACUGCGAAGACCAGCACCGAGGUGCUCGGACCAAAUCAAUACACGGAGAUUUUGGGAACGAACGGCCAAACUUCGAAAUAUCUUACGCGAGAAGAAUCCAGUAUUAACAAUGCAGGAGUUACAGAGCUAACGAGAUAUCUGUUGCAUGACUCUCUAACAACAACAGUAACUUUUACACCUACCACUAUCCGCGGGCGAAAGACAUCCUUCUCCCACAUACUUCCGUCUACCGUGUACUCUGUAGAGCAUCUUGUAUCGACAGUACAACCUCAAAUAUCUGCUAACGCUCCACUCGCGAAUAUAUUGCUUUCUCAGUUGCUUUUGGGCAAUCUUAAUUUGCCGGCCAAUCCUUUAAUUGGUGCGCUUGGACAGCAACAAAGUGCGAUAUCAGCUAUAGUGUCCACAUCAGUUGAGCCAGUCACCGAGUACCGCACUCACACCUCCACAUAUGUAACUACCAUCUUCGAUGGAAAGUCUACUAUACUCCCACUGACAUUUCAGGGGAAAAAGAUUUUGACUACUGUCUACGAUACUACCGCACAAACUAUAACAGCUACGGAAUACAGUGUAGAUACUAUAGUGAACACACCUAUAAUUCCUCAAAAUGUAAAGUCACAUGGACCUGCAGCGCAGGUAAACAGUUUAUUGUUGCAGCAGUUGCUUCUUCAGCAACAGCAAGAGCCAUUUUCGGUGCCUCAGGGCUUAUCCCAUACUCAAUCCCCACAAUUACUUUUGAGUGAGAACCUGCAGGAUUUGGACGACGCUGCCCGGACAGCAACACAAGUUGAUGAUAUUGACGAUGAGAUUGUGACAAUUAACAGUGAAAUGCAGACUACGAAAAUCAAUCGCAAGAAGUCCCGAAAGACGAGCAAGGGACACAAACGAAGUAAGCAACAGAAAUUGGAUAAUCCGCUGGAGGACACUAGCGUCGUGACACUCUACGUAUCGGGCCGUAGGCCCGGGGAAUUUAGCACUGUGUUGUCAACCGUGCAGAAUGGCUACGAUCAUUCGGCUGCCUUGCAAAAGAGACAAGCUCAUUCACAAAUACGACAAACGGUAACUUUGGGAGAGAAGGAAGUUAAUGAUAUGUACGACACCGAAGAGAGUCGAAAUGUCAUAUUAUUUAUAUCACCAAAACAAGAUCACCCUCAGCUCGAUAAAAACACUCUUGACACAUUUUUUGAUAUAUAUCAUGGGGUUGGCUCAACAGAGGUUUUCGGUGACAAUGUAAAGGGUCGAACUGCAUCAUUAGAGAGCAUUGUAGGUGACGUAGACCUUUGGUACUCUAAGUCUUCCAGUCAAUCGAUGAUUCUGGACUCGAAAACAGAUUCUGUGGCGAUUGAUAAAAGUAAUUUUAAUUUUUUAGCGUAAAGGACCUCACUGAGCUACAGUCCCCGCUACAGUUGCAGGUCAGAAACCUAUAUUCUGUAAUAGUUCAUCCCCAGAAACUUCCUUCCAUUUCCAUUUCCUUAGAUGGCAUAAAAAUGAACAAUCAUAGAACAAGACGUGAAACUCAUACCAGCUUAUCCAUCAUUAAUUCUGAUACAUUUAAAAAUGUGACUAAUCGCUACUUACGAAAGGUACUUGUUCGCCGUAAACCGUUGGAAGAAUUGCAAUCACUAGUCAAUAAAACAACAAAUGCAAAAGGCAGUCCUCUUGCACAGUCGUAUACAUCCCCGACUAUUUUUCCAAAGAAUUUUCGGGUUGUAAUAUUGAAGCGUAGAAUACCAGAUAAACAAACAUUUGCCUUUGAAAAAACAGGCAAUCCCCAAAUUGUUCUAGGGGAUAUUUCACUGACUUCCGUUAGGAAGGGAAAAUCGCAGAAAGAAAAUAUUUUUACCAAACAUAUAGGGUAUAAAUCACUGGGAAAUCAAGACAAAAAUUAUGACCAGGUCCAGCCAAUUCUAUUAGCUCAUCCAGAAAGAAAGAACCCCAAGGACGUGUAUGAUCUAUCGACUAUUACCACAACAAGAACGGAAGUAAUUACACGCACUUUUACAUACGUCGUUGAUCGCGUACAAAACAACCAACACGAAGUACAGACGCACUCU
Drosophila pseudoobscura is the source of this 8155-nucleotide messenger RNA. Its product is annotated as mucin-5AC. The transcript has 4 exons. NCBI's taxonomy places the organism in Eukaryota, Metazoa, Arthropoda, Insecta, Diptera, Drosophilidae. Gene Ontology annotation, molecular function: Notch binding; calcium ion binding. The coding region runs from base 27 to 7475 and encodes 2482 amino acids. The record is from RefSeq and is a predicted model, not a curated record.